CUUUUCUUUUCUUUUCUUUUUUCCGUUUCAUCCAGAACUGACCUGCCCUAGCUCGACCAUUUUGGACCAAACUCGGACUUAAACCCUCGAUCCAUCCGUAAAUUUUCGGGGUGAGGUCAGGGCUACUGCUCUACGCGGUAGUCUACAGCAUUGUAGUUCCAAGUUCCAACCCUAAUUAACAGAUCCGCAAGGCGCAUCAGUAGCGCACAACCCAUUUUGCAUCGAUGCGGCACCGACCCGAUCACUCCUCCUCCUCCGUCGCAGGCGCCGGCGCCGGCGCCGGCGCUGGGGCGUCCGCCGCCGCCUCCGAUCUGGACUCCUUGGACCCGAUCCUCCACGUCCUCCGCGUGCUGCCCUACUCCCUCCUGCGCGCCCCGCGCACCCGCCUCAAGCUCCCCUCGUCCCUCUCCCUCCCCUCCUCCGCCGCCGUGCUCUCCUUCGUCCUCCUCACCUACUUCGCCGUGGUAUCCGGCCUCGUCUACGACGUGAUCGUCGAGCCCCCCGGCAUCGGCAGCACGCAGGACCGCUUCACCGGCGCCGUCCGCCCCGUCGUCUUCCUCCCCGGGCGCGUCAACGGCCAGUACAUCAUCGAGGGCCUCUCCUCCGGCUUCAUGUUCCUCCUCGGCGGCCUCGGCCUCAUCCUCAUGGACCUCGCCCUCGACCGCAACCGCGCCCGCAGCGUCCGCCUCUCCUUCGCCUCCUUCGGCGUCGCCGCCGUCGCCUUCGCCUACGUCAUGGCCAUGCUCUUCAUCCGCAUCAAGGUCCCCGGAUACCUCUGGUGAGCUCGCAUUCCCGAACAAUGAAAAAAAAGAAUCACUUUGCAUUUAGCUUUCAUUAGAAUUGCGGAAUCUUCGCUUUCUUUUGGACUAAAGUAUUAUCAGAAUUAUUAGACCCUAAAGUAGUUGGUUGAAUAUGUAUUCUUGCUUGAAUGGAUCUUAAUGAUCCUCAAAUUACUGAAGAUUUGUUUUUUAAGAAGAGAACUCUGUUAGUGCGGAAGAUUUGUCGCCUUUCUUUCUUUCACUGUGUUUUCUCUGUUGUAGUGCUCUGUGGUAAUUAACAUUUUAGAUGGUUAGCA
Ananas comosus (pineapple) is the source of this 1075-nucleotide messenger RNA. RefSeq names its product oligosaccharyltransferase complex subunit ostc-like. The transcript has a single exon. The record is from RefSeq and is a predicted model, not a curated record. Bases 225 to 782 code for a protein of 185 amino acids. Gene Ontology annotation, cellular component: oligosaccharyltransferase complex. Lineage: Eukaryota; Viridiplantae; Streptophyta; Magnoliopsida; Poales; Bromeliaceae.